AUGCCUUCAGGUGAGGUAGCCGAGGCAGUGCUGGCCGCCUGCGCCCUGGCGUCCGGCGGAGUGUUGCGCGGGUUCACGCGGCACGCUUUCCCGUAUACCGACCUCACCAAGAUUGAUGACCUUUUGAACGUGCCGGGCUUCAUCGCGGGCGUCACGAACCCGACCUUUGAGCUGCACCCCGAGUGGUGGGACGUCUUGUGUGACCUGUCGACAGGUAGGAUAAAGAUCAGUGCCAAGAUAGAGCCCGCCGCCGCUACCGAAGGCAUGGUAUAUUUUCAGCAACAAAACCCCGCCUACGCGCCCCUCGUCUCCGUACAUUCCUCUGGUAGCUCCUCGACGCCCGACCUCACGAAUGACACGCUCUUCGUAAACGACAUUCUUAAGAGCAUCAACGCCCGCCACGGCGAGCGCGUCAUCAGGGCCAAGUGGCGAGACUGGGUGACCAAAUUCACCCGCAUCGCCGCCGCGUUUGAGGAGACGGUGUAUGGUGCGAGCGCCCUCUACAUUGGAAGCGACGACUUGGAAAAUGUCGCGGCGGGCCUCCCAACUGGCCACGGCUACGUGUGGGUGGAUGAUGUGGCCAAGCUGAGAGAGCUGGCGGGCAACGUCACGCGAAUCGAGGGCUGGAGGAAUACUCGGAGCUACUAUAGCUUCAUCCAGGACCUCGCACAGCUCUACACCGUCAGGCCCCUCAAGGGCCUAGACCUCCACCAUAUGCACGACCGCCUCCGAACGCAACGCCUCUCGCACUUGCAGAGCAAGGACAUCUACAUUCCCUUCGCCAAGCACGUCCACUCGUACGACGAGAUCUGCCUUUGCUUUCCGUCGCGCCCGACACUGGUGGAAGUCCCUCAGUCGGUUCGAGAAGCUCGCCUUUCAGCGCAUACGCAGGAGAUGGAGGCCGAGAUGCGCUCCAAGUUGGAAAAGGAAGGGAUCGUUCCCGAGGGACGGCGCAUUAGCUAG
Molecule: messenger RNA, 963 nt
Organism: Parascedosporium putredinis
Lineage: Eukaryota; Fungi; Ascomycota; Sordariomycetes; Microascales; Microascaceae
Source: the annotation of a GenBank genome assembly